This is a messenger RNA of Macroventuria anomochaeta, 3063 nucleotides long. RefSeq lists its product as uncharacterized. The transcript is spliced from 12 exons. Lineage: Eukaryota; Fungi; Ascomycota; Dothideomycetes; Pleosporales; Didymellaceae. The record is from RefSeq and is a predicted model, not a curated record. The coding region runs from base 1 to 2991 and encodes 996 amino acids.
AUGUUGCAAUUCAAGGUCGGCCAGAGGCUCGAGACAAACACCCAUCGGACGGGCAUUGUCAGAUAUGUUGGGCCUAUACACGUCGCAGAGGGUACUUGGCUCGGCAUCGACCUGCAAGAGCCCACAGGAAAGAACGAUGGUUCUGUUCGCGGCGAGCGUUACUUCGACUGUCCGCCUCAGCAUGGUCUCUUCGUGAAAGAGACAGAUAUCCUCCAAAUUCUCUCGCAGCCAGCACCGAAAGCUGCAGCACCGAAGCCUAAAGCCGCUGCGCCUGCCCCGAGGUCACGACCCUCGAGCGUCGUUGCGCCUAGGCCAGCAUCGACUCGACCUGCCAGCGUCACCUCCCCCCCGGCUGGCUCGAAGGCGCCCAGCCAUACAAAGCGCCAGUCCGUUGCACCUGCUGCCCCUCGGACCCCACUACGAGGUCCAGCGCGCAAGCCCAGCGUUGCCAGUGCUUCCACCGCAGCCCCUUCCCCACCCCCUACACGACCUUCAGUCACCUCGAGACCAAGCACAUCGACGUCAACAAGAGAUGGUAACGUUGAUGCGUUACAGACGAAGAUCAAGCAUUUGGAGAAGCAACAUUCGGAGGAUCAGGCACGUCUGAAAGAGCUGUCGCAAGCAGAAAGUGAGCGCGACAAGUAUCACGGGAUCCUACAGAAGCUGCAGGCAAAAUGUCAGACGUUUCACCAAGAGUCUCUAGACGCCAAGGAACAACUGAAGAAGGAAGGGCAAGAUCACGAGUUCGAUCUGGAAGACGCCUUGCUUGAGAAGGAGAUGGCGCAGGAGCGCGCCGAGCAAAAUGAAAGUGAACUGGAGGCGCUACGUGCGAAGGAAGCAGAAGCGUUUACUGCGGAUAUGUCCGAAGAAGAGAAGGAGCAGGCUGGCUACUACCGAUUACAACACGAGAACGAUCGUCUUCGUGAGGCGUUGAUGCUGUUAAAAGAGGCUCGGAUCGACGAGCUGGAAGAGGAUUCUUCUCAACUGGAGACGUUACAAAUGGAGCGCGAGACGUUGCAACAUCAACUAGUCGAGGCUCAAGGCAUCGCAGAGCAUCUGAAAGCUCAGGUCAACGACAGGAAUGAGUUGGAAGAUGUUGUCGAAGAAAUAGUACGGGACCAGGAACUUACAAUAACAGACCUGGAAAGUUUGAAGGAACUGAACGAAGAAUUACUGGAUCAACAAGACGAGGAGACCAAAGAACUACGUGCGGAGUUCGAGACCAAGGAGAUUGAGCUUGAACAGCUCGGUGAGCGUGCACUCGACCAAGCGUUCAGGGACCUUGUUACCGAGCUGCUCGCGCAAAUCAAGGAAGCCGAAUCGACAAAAACAAUGACAGAAGCCCAAGUCAAGGACACGACGGGCCGAAUCAACGAAGUCAUGGAUGUCAACCGACGUCUCCGUGCUGCAGAACUCCGUCAACUCAAGGUCGACCAGACGACGGAGAUGCUGGAAAUUCUAAGCGAGACACAAUCUCAAGAGUUCGGCAGAAGUGAGUCAAUGCAGGCCUACUUCACAGCAAAGCGCAUCACGUUCAAAUCGUCUCAUGCAACUCACAAGGGCGGCGUUGAGGAAGCAUCCUCGAAGCUGCUAUCUAUUGAGGCCAGCUACUACCUCGCAAACCUGAAGAGUGGAAGCAACCGUAUUUCAUCCGCGAUGGCAGUGUCGACGCUACCACAGUUCGCAACAUUUAGCCCUGCAUAUGCUGAGCUGGCACUCAAGGCCGAUAGAGUCAAUUUCUCGGAGAUGGCAAAAUCGUUUGGUGGCUCAACAGAAAAAGUGCUGGCAGAACGACCCGAAGACGAGACGAUGUUGCGGGUUAGCUCGAUUACCGCAAGCUUGACAUACCUCGAUUCUACCUGUACAGCCAUGAUCGCAAUGCUGAAGUCCUGGGCGGCUACUAGCGAAGAGCUUGUAGAUGAAGCACAGGCUGUUGUGGACCGCUUCGCAGCACCAUCUGCGAUCUGCAGCAAGAGCAUGUUGGCUGCCACACGGUUGCAGAAGACGUGUAGCGAUCGAAGGGGAGAUGGUUUGUAUCCUCAGUUUAAUGGCGAUCUUGGCUCGGUUAUCGAAGCUGAAGAGUACCUCACCAAAGCUGCUCGCGAUGCAGCUAAGUGGUCGCACACCGCCGUGGAAGUGUUGAGGCGAUCAGUCGAUCCCGACGGUACACUUGUGGAACCUGUUGACCUCAAGGAUCUAUUGGUGCCCUUCUGGACUGAUCACUCGAGUAAGCUCGACAAUCUUAGCUCUUCGCUGAACAGCUGGAACGAGUAUGCUUUGCUGCUCAAAGACAGUGUUGAGAUCCAGCACGGCCCUGCGCCCUGGACAGAGAAGGCGAAGGAGAUCGAGGCAACCAGAAGACAGGUCGAUGAAGCAGCUACCAAGCUCCAGUCGAUUACCGCCGAGCAUCAGGCGACGCUUCUGAAACUGCACGAGCGCGAACAAGUUAUCGAGACCAAGGAACUAGAGAUCGAACAUUUAGCAGCCAAGAACCGCGAAGCCACGACCAAGAGCGAAGACGUCCAACGCCUGCAAGACGAGAUCGAGGAAGCGCAGGCCGAGAUCAAACAGUUGCAGAAGCAAGAUAAAGUCCAGAAGCAAGAGAUCGAGGACUUGAACAACAAGCUGGCACACGCCGCGCAAUAUGAGCCCACAGAGUCAGAGAAGGCGCCUGCUGCUGCAACACCCGGACCCGAACCUGCGGACGCGUCGUCACGCAGUGCGCCAGCAAGCCUGAUGUCCCUCCUCGAUGCCCUUCAGGUCGAAAACCGCUGGUUACGCCAGAAAAACCACAGCGACGCUUUCGGUGCGAAGCAGUUGGAUCUCCUCAAGUCUAUGCGACCUAUCGAGAAGCGUGAAGCAAGCAAGCUGUCUGCUGCUACCGAUAGUCUACUCAGCUUGGCUUGGUUGACAGAUGACUUUGAACAGCCUGAGAUGCUCACCAGCAUCUCCAACACAGCUCGAAUCGAUCAAGAACAAUGGGCGCUUUGACUGGUCUGGUCUGGAAGAUCUGAGCUUCGCAGACCUGUCGCCGACAGUGGAGCAUUUUGAUAGUGAGAUGAU